AUGAAUCUUCAACUUUUCUUAUGUUUAAGUUUAACAUUAAGUAUUGAAGUCUUGGGCAAGAAAAGCCGAAUCAUUGGCGGAGAAAGCGCUGACAUUGAAGAAUUUCCAUUCAUGAUUUCGCUAAGAUUAGUUGAUAAUAAUCGACAUAUUUGCGGUGGCACGAUACUCACUGAACGACAUAUUUUAACAGCAGCUCAUUGUUUAACUGGGAUUUCAAAUAUCCAUACUGCAUUAAAAGUCCAAGCAGGAUCCACCUAUUUAUCAUCCAACAAUGCAACGAUUUACAAUGUCUCGUGCGCCUACAUUCAUCCACUAUUUACCGGAAAAAUAUCGCUUACAUCGCAAAUGCAACACGACAUUGCAAUUAUUCUGCUCGGGCAGCUCAUCAACUUUAAUGACGUACAAAAUAAGGUGGAACUUCCUACGGAAGACGUUAAACAUGGCUCGAGUGCCGAAUUCAUCGGAUGGGGAGCACUAUUUUAUCCACCGCGUUCGCUUUCCGAUCAGCUUCAGAAAACUCCAAUGUCAAUUAUCACAUACGUUCAAUGUUCUCGAUAUAUACGAUAUUAUUUGCGGAAGGAGCAGUUUUGCGGAUUCGAAGAUAAGGGAAUCGGAGCUUGCAUGGGUGACAGUGGCGGACCAUUGGUCAUCAACGGCAAAAUAAUUGGUAUCAAUUCUUAUGUUUUCCCAUGCGCUUUAGGCUUACCUGAUGUAUAUAUAAACGUUUAUUCAUAUUUGCGAUUCAUUCGUCAAAUCAUCGCCAGAGAUCAAUGCUCGUAAGCUUUAUUUAUUGAAAAUAUUACAAACACGCCCACUCAUACACGCCCAGGCGCAAGCAUUCACGCACAAUAUGUUCUUAAUAUAGGAAAUUGAUGUAAAA
Molecule: messenger RNA, 880 nt
Organism: Ceratosolen solmsi marchali
Lineage: Eukaryota; Metazoa; Arthropoda; Insecta; Hymenoptera; Agaonidae
Product: chymotrypsin-2-like
Exons: 4
Coding region: 1-780 (259 amino acids)
Biological process (GO): proteolysis
Molecular function (GO): serine-type endopeptidase activity
Source: RefSeq, a predicted model, not a curated record